GCUCGCCUAGGAAAGGAUAACUUCCGGAAAGAAACCAUCAGUGGGAAAACACGUAGAUUUACAUGAUUUGCAUAUUUUUCUAGAACAAUGAAGUGGUUUGAAGGAGCUAUUCCCGAAGCUAUACAAGCAGCAAAAGUUAAAAACAGUAUUUUUAUUGUCUACAUCGCAGGUGAAGAUGACUUGUCAAAACAGAUGAAUGCCACAUGGGAAGACACACAAGUUACUGAAUUAUGUGAACAAGAAGGUUGCGUUGCUGUCAAGAUCAAAGCCAACAGUGAUGAGUGUGGCUUUUUCUCACAGAUCUACCCUGUUGUAGUUGUUCCAUCAACAUUUUUUAUUGGUGCUAAUGGCGUCCCUCUGGAGGUGACCGGGGGUUACCUAGGAGAAUCAGGGUUCCUGGAUAAGGUCAAGUCUGUCGUACAGACACAUCAGGUCAAGUCACCAUCAUCUCCAGCAACACCAGCUAAUGUCCCUCCAUCAGAGCCAAGCCGGUCGGAGCCUGCGGCUGCAGCAGCUGCAGCAUCACAGGUUACUGAGCCUGCAGCAGCAUCAACCUCUGUGUCUGGGGAGGGAGAUGAUGGUGUCGAGAGUCAAGCCAAGAUACCAAAGCUUGACCAUGAGAGUAAAGUAGAGAAAGCCACGAUGAUAAUUGAACAGAAGAGGUUGGAGAAGAGGAAGCAAGAGGAGGAGGAAGCCAAGAAGAAGGAGAUGGAGCGGAUCAAGCUGGGGCAAGAGGUCCAGAAGCUGAAACAGUUCCAGCAGGAUCGUGAGCUGAAAGAAACAGCACAACAGCUGAAAAAGGACAGGGAAGAUGACAAAAAGGCUCGAGAGCGGAUUAAGGAGCAGAUCGCCAGAGACAGGGCAGAGAGAGCAGCCCGCUUCAACAAGGAGAAGGCAGAUAGGGAGAAGACCCAAGAGGAGGCAAAGCGGGCCAAGCUAAUGGCCCAGCAACAAGCAGCAGCAAAGGCGGAGGCUGAAAGAAGACAGGCAAGAAUACAGUUCCGUUUACCUGAUGGUUCCUCAGUAACCCAGCAGUUCCCAUCUCGAAACAACCUACAAGAAGCCUACAACUUUGUGUCACAACAUGUUGGAAGUACAGUGACCCUUUCAACAACGUUUCCGAGACGAACAUUCUCUGAUGCCGACAUGUCACUGACAUUUGCUGAUCUGCAGCUGGCUCCUUCCUCCGUCGUCAUGGUUAUGCCAGGCCCCAUAUCUGUGCGCGCUGAUUUCAACCAAGUUUGUUUUGGCCUGGCAUUUAAAUUACACAAAUCCCCGAGCUGUGUGAUCAGACGUUCCGAGGUAGUACCGACUCUGCGUGGUCCCAGCAAACGACGCCUCGGCGAGUGA
This is a messenger RNA of Haliotis rubra (blacklip abalone), 1350 nucleotides long. RefSeq names its product UBX domain-containing protein 4-like. The transcript is spliced from 12 exons. Gene Ontology annotation, molecular function: protein binding. The record is from RefSeq and is a predicted model, not a curated record. Lineage: Eukaryota; Metazoa; Mollusca; Gastropoda; Lepetellida; Haliotidae. The coding region runs from base 88 to 1350 and encodes 420 amino acids.